ACUUGUACCAUACUUGUACUGCUCCCAUUUGUUCCUCUGUUGUACUUGCUGUAUUCAGGAUGCCAUUCCGAUUCGAAGAUGUUUUAAAACGUGAAAAGGUAUACCAUCAGAACCCAACGAACACUCUUGACAUUGAGAAAACGUCAGACCUUCCCUCACCUCCAGAAGCCGGUCGUCGACAGAUUGACCGCCUCUCCCCUCUACUUAUCGCGGUAGGCCUGGUCUUCAUUGCCGUCGUUGCUUUAGCCGUUGUUCUGGAAAGUCGCAAAGGCGAUCUGGAACUGGGCCUCACUGAGUCACAUAGUUCAACCACCAAAGGAAAGCACUGCUAUGGCAUAGAAUGCGAAACAGGUGCAGGCACUGAAUAUCCCGUGCAGGGCUCUUCAAUGAAUACUACGAUGACUGGGACCGACGAAUCAAUAGAGCCUAACGCUACAAUCGCUGAGAACGGCACUGCGGUGGACCAGCACAGACCAGUCUCUGACCUUCGUGCAAACGACGCGUUUGCAACCGAUAUUUCGGUUGACUCCGUCUCAAGGAAUGUGGAGAAGAAUAUUGAAAUUAAUUGAAAAUUAUAUCUUUUGUAACUGAAACUAUACCGUAUUGAAACGGCGGAAUUGAACAAACCUAUAUAUAGACCUUUCAACGACAAUGAAUAAAUGGAGCCACUAUUCGU
Molecule: messenger RNA, 676 nt
Organism: Ornithodoros turicata
Lineage: Eukaryota; Metazoa; Arthropoda; Arachnida; Ixodida; Argasidae
Exons: 4
Coding region: 60-569 (169 amino acids)
Source: RefSeq, a predicted model, not a curated record